Morone saxatilis (striped sea-bass) is the source of this 2125-nucleotide messenger RNA. It is a transcript of the gene slc35a5, whose product is annotated as solute carrier family 35 member A5. The transcript has 10 exons. Bases 151 to 1434 code for a protein of 427 amino acids. Gene Ontology annotation, biological process: pyrimidine nucleotide-sugar transmembrane transport. Gene Ontology annotation, molecular function: pyrimidine nucleotide-sugar transmembrane transporter activity. The record is from RefSeq and is a predicted model, not a curated record. Gene Ontology annotation, cellular component: Golgi membrane. NCBI's taxonomy places the organism in Eukaryota, Metazoa, Chordata, Actinopteri, Moronidae.
GCGCAGAUUAACCAGGAAGAGCAAGGUUUGGUUGUUUGGUUGUUUGGUUGCUGUUUGUUUGAUGGUUUGCCUUAAAAGAGUGCUUCAGUUAUGUGUCGGAAGAGAGGAACCUAACAACAGGUUUGACAACACCCAGUUCCUGUCAUAGCCAUGGUGUGCUGCAAAUCCUGCCCCAGACUGUGCUCACGCUCGUCGGCCUACACUUUGGCCCUCGGCCUGGGCUUCGUCACCUUGGGGACCAGUCGUAUCCUGCUGCUCAAGUUCUCUGCCAAUGCUGAGAACAAGUAUGACUUCCUCCCUGCGUCCGUCAAUCUACUCGCUGAGGCGCUUAAACUGCUCUUCUGUCUGGUUAUGUCAGUCAGGGUCAUAGUCCGAGAGGGAAGAUCAUGCAGAGAGCUGGGCUGCUCCUCCAGCUCUUCCUUCCUCAGCUCCCUGAAGUGGGCUGUCCCCGCUUUCCUCUACUUUCUGGACAACCUCAUCAUCUUCUAUGUGAUGACUUACCUGCAGCCUGCCAUGGCGGUGUUGUUUUCCAACUUUGUCAUCUUGACCACAGCUGUACUCUUCAGAAUUGUUCUGAAGAGGCGCCUUUCCUGGGUUCAGUGGGCAGCAUUAGUUGUCCUCUUCCUGUCCAUUGUUUCCUUGACAACAGGAUCGGGGGGCAACCAAAAUGCCAUAGCUGUGCCAGGACUGCACUCAAACCACUUCUCCGCCCCCUCCAACUCCUGCCUGCUCUACACACAGCUCCUGGAGCAGAUGAGGAACAGCAGUGCCAGUGAAUCAUGGGCGUCGUCCCUGCCCGGGCAGGCCUGGAGGGACAGGGUAGUGGGGAAGCUUCAAUCUCUAGGUGUGGGUCACAUCCUGCUCCUGCUCCAGUGCUUCAUCUCCGCCAUGGCCAACAUCUACAAUGAGAAGAUCCUCAAAGAGGGAGACCAGCUCACAGAGAGCAUCUUCAUCCAGAACAGUAAAUUGUAUGCAUUUGGUGUGGUGUUUAAUGGUCUGACCCUCGGGCUCGGCAGUGAGGCACGAGGCCUCACCAUGCACUGUGGCCUCCUCCAUGGACAUAACAUGUAUUCCCUGGGUCUGGUGCUGGUCACUGCUGCCCUGGGUUUAUCUGUGGCCUUCAUCUUGAAAUUCAGAGACAACAUGUUCCACGUGCUGACGGGCCAGAUCACCACCGUUCUGGUCACUGCCCUCUCCCUCUUCCUCUUCGACUUCCGCCCUUCACUGGACUUCUUCCUCCAGGCUCCCAUGGUCCUGCUGGCCAUCUUUAUCUACAACGCCAGCCGGCCCAAGGACCUGGAAUACAGCCUGCAGCAGGAAAAACUGCGGGUCAUCAACGGAGAGGUGUUCGAAAGGUCCAGAGGGGACGGUGAGGAGCUGGAGCUCCUGACAAAGCCCAACACAGACAGUGAAUCUGAGGAAGAGUCCUUGUAGUACUGACUUACGGCUCAAACCGGGGCAGAAGAUUUUCCUUCUUCACUGCCGCUGCACUAUAGACUUGUAGCCCUGGACGUGGCAGCAGGUCAAGCAUUUACUUGAAUGAAUCAGCGGGUGAACAGUGAAUGAUAGUGUUGAAUGGACAGUGUGAUGAACUCUGUUGAACAUUUGUGAUAACUAAGGCUAUUGUGUAUAUUUUGAAAUGUGCCUGUCUGUUUAAGAGUGCUGUCAAUUAGUCUAGUGGAAGAACCCCCAGUAAUACAUCAGUAUAUGUGCUGAGAAAUAACUGUCACAACCCCUGAUGUGCGAUCAGUAAGGGUCUGUUAUGGAUACUUUAUUUCCUCUAAAAACUCUGACUGUGUGCCACUAUUUGACUGCUUGCAGGUGAUUGAUAAGCUUACAGAUCACAUUUCAUACAGUCUUAUGAUUGUACGGCUUUACACUAUUUUUAACUGUUGUUGGCGCUGUGUAAAAUAAGUGUUUAUUCAAUAUGGUCAAUAUUUAAACAAUGUGGAAAACUUGCGCAAUACAGUCCAGUACAAAGUCACAAACUACGGCUUCAAAAAUGAACAUAUCCCUUUUUUGAAGCUGCAGUAGGUAACUUUUAUAAAAAUAUUCUUCUUGUCAUAUUCACUGAAAACCUAUAUCCUGACAGUAGUACAUGAGACAGAUAAUCUGUGUAACAAUC